Molecule: messenger RNA, 885 nt
Organism: Asparagus officinalis (garden asparagus)
Lineage: Eukaryota; Viridiplantae; Streptophyta; Magnoliopsida; Asparagales; Asparagaceae
Product: heme-binding protein 2-like
Exons: 2
Coding region: 85-771 (228 amino acids)
Source: RefSeq, a predicted model, not a curated record
UUCUCUAUCCACCUUUAUUCGUCUCCACAACGCUUCACUGCUCUUCAUCAACCGCACACUGGGAACCCUCCUCAGUCUCCUCCAAUGGCGACCUCCAAUCUCAACCCAACCCUAUCCUCUUCCUCCUUCUUCCUCCUCCUCCUCCUCCUCUCAUUCGCCGCCGGCGGUAUCGUGUUCCCUCCGACGUGCGAGAGAAUCGAGUGCCCAAGCUACAACGUGAUCGGCGUAGGCAAGGGGUUCGAGAUUCGUCAGUACCCAUGGACUGAGUGGGUGUCGACUGCUCCCAUUGAUGAUAUCUCGUUUGUCGGAGCGACGAGGACUGGGUUCUUACGGUUAUUCGACUAUAUCCAAGGAAAAAACGACUACAACGAAACAAUAGAGAUGACAGCUCCAGUGCUCACCGAGGUCUCACCUAGCGAUGGUCCCUUCUGCACAUCGUCAUUCACUGUGAGCUUCUACGUUCCUAAAAAGAACCAAGCCAACCCACCACCUGCUGAAGGUCUCCACGUACAAAGAUGGGGCUUCAAAUAUGCAGCGGUGAGGCAAUUCGGGGGAUUUGUAUCUGAUGAGAGCAUCGGAGAAGAAGCAUCAGCUCUUUACACCAGUCUUCAAGGUUCUAUUUGGGCUUUUGUUAACGAGGGGAGGAAAGAUGAUCCGAAGUCUGUUUACACUGUUGCCCAGUAUAAUUCACCCUUUGAGUUCUCUGGUAGAGUGAAUGAGAUAUGGUUCAUGUUUGAUAUGCAAGGUGUUAAACAUGUUUACGCAAACUAGAUCAUGAUUUUGUUGAGUAGUCUUAUAUGUAAGUCCUUGUAUUGAGAGAGUUAUUAGGAUAUAAACUCGAUGUUUAUGAGUAAUAAUAAUUAUGCAUGAUAUUAGUAUCAGUAA